Molecule: messenger RNA, 228 nt
Organism: Prorocentrum cordatum
Lineage: Eukaryota; Dinophyceae; Prorocentrales; Prorocentraceae
Source: the annotation of a GenBank genome assembly
GCCAGCCGCCGCGUCGCGCUGCGCGCCGCCCUGCGGGCGCCCCCCGCGCCGUGGUGGGCCACCCCCUCCCUGGCGCGGGCGGCCGACGCCGAGGCCCCCUCCGCCUGGCAGCGGCGGCUGCUGCAGCUGGCGGCGCAGCGGGUGGCCGCUGGGGAGAUGCACGAGGAGGCGGCUGGGCUGGUGCGGGCGGUUGGGUGCCACGUGCUGCGCUACGGGCGCUCCGCGUGA